Molecule: messenger RNA, 1844 nt
Organism: Cyclopterus lumpus (lumpfish)
Lineage: Eukaryota; Metazoa; Chordata; Actinopteri; Perciformes; Cyclopteridae
Exons: 8
Coding region: 127-999 (290 amino acids)
Source: RefSeq, a predicted model, not a curated record
ACAUCUUUGGUCAGCUCUAAUACAUAUUGAUAGAGCACAAUAAAGCCCUGCAGCCUCUUCUGGGUCCCUCUCACAGUGAGUAAUUACUAGAACAGCUUUGUAGAGUUCAAUCUACACAGUUUCAGGAUGUUGCUUGACCUCAGAAUGUCUUCCUUGGAUCAGAUGAAGCUGAUGGGCCUUAUUGAUCUUACUCUCAUAUUGAUCCUGGUGUCUUAUUCAAAAGGUCAAAGCUGGAAUAUUAGUGUCCCCAGAUAUAUCCCUACAACCUUGGGUUCAAACGUGACCAUAGGAUGCACGUUUACUGUUCCGCCGAAAAGCCGCACUGAAAGUGUUCAGGUUUACUGGAAGAAGCCCGAGAGAAGCAAAUUUAAUACCUUUGACAAGGACCCAAAUGCGUAUGUUUUUCACCCAAAUGACACAUUUGUGCUGGAGAAGUACAGAGGAAAGACAAAGCUCAUUGGAAAUAAGAGCAAAGGAGACUGCUCACUCACGAUCUAUAACAUCAAGGAUAAUGUACCAAACAUCUAUGUGAGAGUUAUUGCAAAGGGGGACAACUAUAGUUUUAAAGCUAAUUUUGUCUCCAUUUCUGUGUCUGGUGUUCCAACAAUCAAAAUGCCAGAUAUCCAUCAAACAAUUCCCACUUUGCAAACAUCAACAAUUUUCUCCCAGGAUACAAUACCACAAAGGCAUAUGGCCAUCUAUGGACCAAUUGUUGCAAUUGUGAUCUUUAUUGUUGUCGUUGGAAUAGUCUUUGGCAUUAAACACAAAAGGUCAAAAUCUUUAACCAGGGAAGAUUCUGUAUAUUAUGCAAAUUUUAGCCGAGAAAACAAAUUGAAAAGAGAAGUAUCUUGCAAAAAACAAGAGAACAUAACACUUUCCAAAGAGAAGGACAUUGAUGAUCCUGUCUACAUCAACAUUGAGGCCCCUCCAAGUCAGAUGGGUCAAAACACGAAUCACACAGAAAAUGUAUAUGGAAAUGUGGAUUAUUCAAAAGAGUAGAAGAGCUGCUUCUCACAAAUCCAUUUGGAACGUCAUUUUAAAUGGUAUUUCUGUAUCCUGCAUGUGUGAACAUUGUUUUUGUUAUCACGAGUAAGAAAGGACUCACAGCAUCCAAAGCAUUUUAUGAGAUAAAGACUACAUGCCAUUAAUAAAAACGAAUAACAACCACAAUGAGCUCACCUCAAGAGAUGAAAAAUGGCCACUAUGUACGACUGUUUGUCUCUUUCAGUCUGGGUGUCAUGUACGUAGAUGGGAGACCUUAUACGUGUCUGUUUCCACGGGCCAAUUUCUCAGUGACAAAUAGACGCUAUUUAUUCCUAUAAUUACUUAUUAGAAUAUUCAAGUUUUUAAAAUUGUUUUAUCUUUUGUUUAUUAAAGUGAAUACAUAACCAUUGAUAAUGUUUAUUAUUGCUCAGAACCUGGGCUUCAAAUGUGUCCCCUUGCCCAGUGUGACCUGCUUGAUAUUCACAUUGUAAUGCUGGGCUCUUUCCCUUUCAUAACCAAGUGUGAAACAGCAGAAGAUAUCAAGUAUUUCAUUUGCAACACCUUAUGACUGUAGGUCUGUGUUCUGUGGAAUAUUUUUCAUGUAAUCUGCUAUAUUCAACUGCACAGCUACAACUUCACUUGACACAUUUUGGGUUCAGUGAAAUGAUAUGUUGCAUUUCUUUCUCGUCUUUCUCAAUAUGUUUGCCAAUUCAUGUCCUGUGUCAUCACGGCAGGAGCUGAAACUUCUGUUUUCUGAUUCAAUCUCCUAUUUAGAAAUGAAGUUAUUAUGUGUAAUGCCAUUUCAUUUCGAAAUUUAAUAUAGAAUAAGAACUGUAACAAACAAUAAAAGGUUAAACGUG